CUUCAUAAAACCCUAGCCAGCUUGCUAUUUUUGCAAAGCAAUAGGCUUUUUCCAAAAGAAAAUGGGCAACAAAAGCUCUUCGAAGUCCAAGACCGAUUCUCAGCAAACAAACACCACCAAGAGGAUCACAUUCAAUGGACUAGGCAACCUCAUUAGGCUCCUUCCCACCGGGACCGUCUUCUUGUUCCAAUUCCUCAACCCCGUCUUGACGAACAACGGCAAGUGCCACGCUGUUAACAAGUACCUGAGUGCCCUACUAAUCGGAGCUUGUGGCCUUUCGUGUAGCCUUGCUUGCUUCACUGAUAGCUACACAGGGAGUGACGGGGAAACCCACUACGGGUUCGCCACGGCCAAGGGACUCUGGCCUAGCUCUAGCUCUAGCUCGAGCUCGAGCUCGAGCUCUGGUGAUUCUGUGGACUUGUCGAAGUAUAAGCUUCGGUUCGGAGAUUUCGUCCAUGCUUUCUUUGUGGUGAUUGUUUUCGCAGUUCUGGUGUUGUUGGAUAGCAACACCAUGCGGUGCUUCUAUCCGUCUUUCGAGAAUACGGAGAAGACUUUGUUCAUGGUCAUGCCAACUGUGAUCGGCACCAUCUCAGGCGCGGUGUUCAUGUUGUUCCCAACCUCGCGCCACGGAAUUGGGUAUCCUUCAAGUGACACUAGCACUACCUCGGAGAGCAAAGCUUAAAGAGCUUGACGAUACACAUAAGUACACACGUGCACGGAACAAUGUAACCACAUGCUUGUUUCCAAAUACUUGCAUUUACGACUUCUCGUAGUAGACUAAUUUGCUCUAGAACGAAUGUGUGAUUACAUGUAUUUGUUUCUGUAGAUCUUACGUUGUAUUGGUAGAUAAAGGAUCUAUUUGUUUUGGUAUCAACAAAUUCAUCCAUAUCUUUUGAUUAGCAUGUCAUCAUGAUUGUCAUAUGAAUUAUGUUCAACUUCAUUUAC
Molecule: messenger RNA, 945 nt
Organism: Eucalyptus grandis
Lineage: Eukaryota; Viridiplantae; Streptophyta; Magnoliopsida; Myrtales; Myrtaceae
Product: protein DMP2
Exons: 1
Coding region: 62-682 (206 amino acids)
Biological process (GO): endomembrane system organization
Source: RefSeq, a predicted model, not a curated record